This is a messenger RNA of Tricharina praecox, 975 nucleotides long. RefSeq lists its product as uncharacterized. The record is from RefSeq and is a predicted model, not a curated record. NCBI's taxonomy places the organism in Eukaryota, Fungi, Ascomycota, Pezizomycetes, Pezizales, Pyronemataceae. The coding region runs from base 1 to 738 and encodes 245 amino acids. The transcript has 2 exons.
AUGCUUUUGCCUUCCGCCCUUCCUUGCGAGUUUCUCGCGCCUUCGUUGGCGCGUUCUUCGGUCAUCGUCGCGCCUCCAUCUUACCGUUCACCACCUGUUGAGGAGACGGGAAUCGUGUCGGCGACUACCACUGGCUUGAUGUCGACGUGUCGGAGACUCCAGCAGAUCCUCUCGGGCGGCGACAGGCAAUCACCUGCGCCCGAACCCCCACGGACACCGGUCCGACGCGCUACUUCGUCGCGAGUAUUGUCCGCUCCACCCCCACCACCGACACUACCAAAGGCACCGGUACUUGUUGCACGUUUGUCGAACAAGCGCACGCGUUCGGCUGCCUUCGACUCAUCACCCAUGGACGAGGAGAGCGACAACUCGGACAAAGAUUUCAACCGCCGAACCGACCGCUUCGCGACCCCGCCGCCGCGUAAACGUGUGCGCCCGACCACACCUCCUCCCGCACCCAACCGUGGCGUGCGAGGGCUGCUGGCCGACAACGACGACGACGAGUAUAUGAGCUGGACUUCGGACGACGACCGGCAGCUCGUGGAAUUAGUGCUUGGAAAGCUGCAGCUCAGCAAGAACGAUUGGGAGGAGUGUGCGCGCUCGCUCGGGAAGGGGGACGGCCACAGCGUUGGAAAGCGGUGGGAGAGUCUGCUCGGAAACAUCUCGCUCAAGGACAGGCGGAAGCGCAUCGGUCGUCACAACCUUUACUCGCACCGCAGGAUCCUGCCCAGGAACUGAUUUCGCGUUCUCGUUUCCACUUCCACUUCACAUUCAUUUUUCAACUAUUCUUUUUUUCCUAUGGCUUUGUUCAACUGCACAUUCUUCUGUAUUCCUCCUUUCUCAUGAUAUCCUGUGAAGCCUUUGACGAAUAGCAUUCGGCUUCCGCUUUUGCUGUACAUUUUUCUCUAUCCUUUCCUUUUUUGUUUAUUUAUCCACAUGCUGUUUCUGGCGGGGUGAUUCGGGGCGGGAGCGGGA